AUUCUCUUUACUCCUGUCUGUCUUCGCAUUAGUCCGAGUCACUGGGAUCUGAAAUCUACAUUCGUUUUUCACCAACAGAAUCAGUACAUAAAGUCCAUUAUGACCAGUCACCCUCAGAUUCCUACCCCUGCACAUACGCAAGCCGACUCAAUGCUAUCUCGGCAGUUUGGCAGAGAGACCGUAAACUACUUUUCCAGCUCGCCUCUAAAUCGGCUCUCAUUUUUACGGACUGAGCAUUCUUUUCUUUCGGCAGCUAUUCGGCAUCCUUCUGCGCGCUUUGUACUUCUGAAGGAUCUUGCGCCUCUUACAAAGUCUCCCUCGGAGUUAUAUUAUGCGCAGUAUAACGAAGUUCAAAAGCUUGUUCCUGAGACGGUCUAUGAUAAAUCAGAAGAGGAGACAAUCAAGGAAUAUGACUCGCGGAAGACAGCCGCACAGCUAAUCUUCCUUGGGCUAGACGAGAGCCGUAAGCAGGAUGGGCUCGCUUGGAAGAUCUACACCGGUGCUCCCUUCUUUGCUCUUGACGUGACUCCAAAAGGCAAUGAAGAGCAACAGACCAAUGCCAAAGAUGUUAUCAAUGCCAUGGGCGAAAGGGGGCUGAGCUUCUUCCAAGCGAGGGUAGUUAUGACCUUUUCGGCUGACGAAGCUGCCAUUUACGCCCAAGCCCGUGCCCUUAUGGAUUGGAACAACCGGAAUAGCUUCUGUGGUACCUGCGGUCAUCCGACCCUAUCUGUGAACGCUGGUACAAAGCGUACCUGUCCACCUACAGACGCUGCCCGUAUCGCAGGGGGAAAACCAGCCGAACGGCCAGCUUGUAAUACGCGCACUACUCUCUCCAAUCUAUCUUUCCCGCGCACCGACCCGACAAUUAUUGUGGCUGUUCUUUCAACCGAUGCCAAACGGGUCCUCCUGGGCCGUUCAAAACGCUAUCCACCAAACUGGUACUCAACUCUUGCCGGUUUCAUCGAGCCAGCAGAGUCGGUCGAAGAUGCCGUCCGGAGAGAGGUUUGGGAAGAGGCGGGAGUUACUCUUUCACGUGUCAUUAUUCACUCAUCCCAACCAUGGCCCUACCCAGCAAAUCUCAUGAUUGGUGCAGUCGCGCAGGUUAGCGAUCCUGCUCAUGAAACGAUCAACCUAAGCCAUGACCCAGAGCUGGAAGAUGCGAAAUGGUUUGACGUCGAGGAAGUGCAGGAAGCCUUGAGAGUAGGCAUCAGUGCGCUGGGUGAAGGGCCCGGUCCGGAGUACAAGGAGGGCGGGUUGAGACUUCCGCCACCAACUGCCAUCGCGAACCAAUUGAUUAGAGCAGCUAUCAACAUCGAUCUCUUGACAGAAGACAAGGCCUCAAAGAUGUAGGCAACAAAGCUUUUACGGCUUCUUCUUCCUGUCUAAUGUCUUUCGCCGUCUAUAUACUCAUGUUAUCAAUAUUAUAGACUACAGCAUAGAGCGAGUUGCUUCGUAUGUGAUACUUGGAUAUGAUUCCGUUUUGAUACAGAAAGAAAAUACACAAAGUU
Aspergillus alliaceus is the source of this 1508-nucleotide messenger RNA. RefSeq names its product NAD(+) diphosphatase. Gene Ontology annotation, molecular function: NADH pyrophosphatase activity; metal ion binding. Bases 100 to 1350 code for a protein of 416 amino acids. NCBI's taxonomy places the organism in Eukaryota, Fungi, Ascomycota, Eurotiomycetes, Eurotiales, Aspergillaceae. Gene Ontology annotation, biological process: NAD+ catabolic process; NADP+ catabolic process. The record is from RefSeq and is a predicted model, not a curated record. The transcript is spliced from 3 exons. Gene Ontology annotation, cellular component: cytosol.